AUGAAUUUUGACGACAAUCCAGAGUUUUUUAAAUCAUAUUCAACGAUUAUGGUUUAUAUCGGGCUGACUGCGCUAUUGAUGUUCAUUCAACUAUUUAUAAAAAAGGAUAAAAUAAAAGAGUUUGUAUUCAAAAUGGAAAAAGAAUGGCGGCGCGAUGAAGAUUUGUCACCAAAACUAACUAGUAUAAAGCGGAAAAUGGUUAAACAAACCGAUCGUUACAUUCGAAUUUCCUGUUUAUCAAUAUCCAUUGUUUGCAGUAUAUAUUUACUGAACCCACUGCUUAUGGUCUUGGUAAACAAGUUUAUUCUUCAUAGGAACGUGUCUAAUACCGUUGCAUUAGGAUUAGCCACCCCAUUUAACUAUGAAGAUAACUUUCUCAGUUAUAUUUUGCUGGUUAUUGUUGAGUACCGAUUGGCCAUGAUAGUAGCCUACGAGUUGCAGUGUAGUCAAUACUUCAUAACAAUAUCUAUGGACCAUUUAAGAGUCUUGUUCAUUCUAAUACAAGAGGAAUUUAAGGAAGUCAUUUUUUUGUCGGAUGAUGUAAAUAAAGAGAAGAGAUUCAAAGAGACAAUACAACGACAUACUAAGUUAUUGGAAUUGCUUUGGGAUUUGAACGGAACAUUUGGUUGUCUAUUCGCAAUAAAUUAUAUUUUCCUAUCAUCUACAAUUUGUUUUUGUGUUAUAUCAGCAUGCACGGAUGGUAGUUUGGAGGAUUUAAAAACACUAUGUAUUUCCAUUCUUGUUAUCGUCAACGUGUUUUACUGCUGCAGAGGUGGUGAAUAUUUAAUUAAUACGGCUUCAGAAGUUUCUACCGCCAUAUAUGAUACACCGUGGUAUGAAUUACCGAACAAGUACAGGAAAGAUCUAAUAUUUAUAAUGUUAAGAUCUCAACGUGUAGCAUACGUGACCUCUACGAGUUAUAUAAAGAUAUCAUUGAAGACAUUUAUACGGAUUAUGAACAUGACCUGGUCAUUCAUUUCCCUCAUAACUACAGUUUACGACACAAAAUAA
Messenger RNA from Pieris rapae (cabbage white), 1011 nucleotides. RefSeq names its product odorant receptor 85b-like. The transcript is spliced from 9 exons. The record is from RefSeq and is a predicted model, not a curated record. Gene Ontology annotation, molecular function: odorant binding; olfactory receptor activity. Gene Ontology annotation, cellular component: plasma membrane. NCBI's taxonomy places the organism in Eukaryota, Metazoa, Arthropoda, Insecta, Lepidoptera, Pieridae. Gene Ontology annotation, biological process: detection of chemical stimulus involved in sensory perception of smell; sensory perception of smell. The coding region runs from base 1 to 1011 and encodes 336 amino acids.